Caenorhabditis sp. 36 PRJEB53466 is the source of this 1017-nucleotide messenger RNA. The record is from the annotation of a GenBank genome assembly. NCBI's taxonomy places the organism in Eukaryota, Metazoa, Nematoda, Chromadorea, Rhabditida, Rhabditidae.
AUGUCGAACGAUUCCGCCUCCGAAGUGUCGGAGCUCAACAAUCUGUCGGAUUUCGAGCUCACGAGCAGCUCUUCUAGUGCCUCCAGCUUUUCCAGCGUCUCAAGUGUUCAUGAAAUGCCGGCAGCAACUCUCAAAAAGUAUUUGGCUGUUAGAGACGCCGUGAGUAUUGAUUUUUAUUCGAAUUUGUUCUUAUCGAACUUUUUCAGACUGUUUCGGAGCUGGAGAGCACCGACGAACUCAACAAUACCAUCAAGAAAAUGGAAGAUUUGUCAGUCGAAGACAAAGAACACGAAAAGCAGAUGAAGGAUCGAGAAAUGGUAAGCUCGCCAAUUGUUUCAAUUGCAAUAGCUAUUGCCAAUGUUCCAGGAGACAUUCGAACUGGAAGCUGAGCUCACCAAACUUCGUGAAAUCAACGCUCGGAUCACUGAAGAGAACGAGAAACUAAGAAAGGCCGUGCAGCAGUACAAAGACGCAGCGAGAAAGGAGAAUGCGGAGGCGGAAACCGACAGAGCUCCGAUCCUCAAGGCGAUCGUCGGGCAGUGGAAGAUGAUCGCUUCGACGAACGUGCCGCAGUACCUCGCGCGCUGCCGAGAGCACAUCGCCGACUGGAGCGACCUCUCCGACGUCAUCUUCCAAAUGGCCCACGUGCACUUCGGAUACAACCGAGCCGGCCAACUGACGCACCACCAGCAGAUGCCCAACAGGAAGUACUCGUGCAGAGUGAUCAAAGUCGGGACCUCGGAGGCGUUCGUCGAGAAUAACGUUCUGAUCGAGGUGUUCUACACGAAGCCCGGUGAGGAGUACGCGCGGCAGACACGCUUUGUGAAGGACGGACUGUUGCACAUUGUGCUCACGCGCUACGGCAUCAAGUGCGAACGGAUCUUCGAGCGGGUUCAAGCCGAGAAGGCCAGAAACGCGGAGAAUUUGAAGAUUCGGAAGGAACGCGACGAGCUUCGUGCGGAGCUGAGGAUGCUCGAACGCGAAAUGGCGAUUAUGAAGUGGAGAGGAGACUACUGA